Messenger RNA from Canariomyces notabilis, 669 nucleotides. RefSeq lists its product as uncharacterized. The coding region runs from base 46 to 549 and encodes 167 amino acids. NCBI's taxonomy places the organism in Eukaryota, Fungi, Ascomycota, Sordariomycetes, Sordariales, Chaetomiaceae. The transcript has a single exon. The record is from RefSeq and is a predicted model, not a curated record.
CUUGAAACAAGUCAUUGUCCGCUAACAAGCGGGCAGAACAGAUUGAUGAAAAAUUAUAUAAAGCGAGACGAGGACAUCGGGUCCUCGUCAGUCGUCUCGUCUUCAUCAUAUCUCUCUCCAGUCGAGCAUCAUCAAGCUGUGAGACUUCAGACUUUGCCCACCGUGAGAACUGAGAUCGACACCAUGGCUGAACAAACUACCCCAAGACAGUCCCCGAGCGGGUCAAAAAAAUCAUCUAACAUGGAAUCAGAGAUGCCUCCUCUUCGACGGUGCCCUAGAACAUUUGAUGAAAUGGGCAUUCCGCAUCAUGUAGACUCGGAGGAGUUCCAGACAAGCGUUGUACGGCGCCUCAGCAAAAGCCUCGGCAAGAAAAUCGCUGGAACUUUUCUUGCUCGGCAGCAUCGGACUGAUGCUCAUGACAGAGAAGGCGACGGGCCGUCUGUGAAACCAGGGAAGGAGCAUGCGACUUUCCGGCUUCAUGCAAAUACCGAGGCUACGAAGCCCACAGACACGUUACUGACGAACGAGUCAAAGCCCGAUAACGCCUAAUUGUCCGUAUCUAGACAUACUGGACAACGAUUCACGAACUUCGCAUCAGCGAAGCAUAAGGUACCUACCUACUUAGACAGUAUCAUUAUCAAUCUUCACUGGGAAAAAGACACAAACCCU